Macrosiphum euphorbiae (potato aphid) is the source of this 1386-nucleotide messenger RNA. The record is from the annotation of a GenBank genome assembly. NCBI's taxonomy places the organism in Eukaryota, Metazoa, Arthropoda, Insecta, Hemiptera, Aphididae.
AUGAGAACAAGGGUGCCAUUAUUCAAUCACACAUCCGGUCACUCUUCGACACACCAAGGGUACAUACUGCUUCUCACACAGAGCUACAAAAUCUUCAUCGUCAUUUCGAAUGUCAACGCACUAAGGGCUGCAACGCAACCAGUUGAGUCAUGGGAUGUGUGGUUAGUAACAUUGAUCUGUAGUCGCAUCGACAGCGCCACAGUGGCCGAGUGGCAGCUACACUAUAAUAAAAAGGACUUGCCAUCCUUUACUGAAAUCAAAUCGUUCUUGUUUAACAGAAUCGCUGCUUAUGAAGCUGGUGAAAUGAACAGCCACAAGGUUGGUUCCUAUCCAGUGCCUGUAAGUUUGAUCCCAUCAUUGUUCAACAAACAGAAACUUUUUAAAUUUAACGACAAGAAAAUUCUGUUUGCCAAAUAUAACGAAAGCAAACCUAAGUGUGUCUCAUGUAACUCUGAGAAUUACUUAUUUCAAUGUAUGAAGUUUAAAAAUUUGUCAGUUGAGGAUUGCAGAGAUGUUGUAUUCAAGAAUCGGUGUUGUUUCAACUGCUUGCGAUCUGAUCACCAAGUGCGUCAAUGCAGAUCGUCAUCAUGCACCCAAAGUGGAAAAAGACACAACACUUUGUUGCACGUCAUCUAUGAUGAUCAGGAGGCAGAUCAACGUAAUGACGAUAACCAGUCAGUUCAGGGUUCAAGUAGUGCGCCACCCAAUGUAGUCGGUUGUGGUAUGGUUGAAUUGGCUACAGCUGUGGUUUAUGUGAAUGACGCAGCAGAUAACGUGAUGCGUUGCAGGGUAGUACUUGACUCAGGAUCACAGUUGUGUUUCAUCACUAACAUACUGGCUCGACGCCUCGGGUUACAGAUAGUCAACAAUACGGUACCUAUUACCGGUGUCGGGCAGUCAAAAUCAUCUACCAGCAAAUUUUGUAUGGGUACAGUGCAAUCUCAGUUUGUCCAGACACAGUUCCAGGUGCAACUUCAUGUGUUACCUACUAUCACCGGCGACCUUCCAACACAGGGGUUUGACACAAAUCAAUUAAACAUCCCUCGUGAAAUACAAUCAAGCCCAGCUGAUCCUGAGUACAGCAAACCUGGGUCUAUCGACAUGUUACUUGGUGCUGAAAUAUUUUUUGAUAUUUUAAGACAAGAUAAACACAUAGUGUCGGAGCAUGCUGCCUUCCAGGACACUGUGUUCGGUUGGAUUUUGGUGGGUAAAGUACUCACCCAACCGUCUUUGGUAUCACUGGUACGUCCGGUCAUAAAUCAAUGCUCUGCAUUAUCGUUAUUCACAUCGACAGUGUCUAGACGGUUAUGCAAAGAGGAAGGAGCCGUGGAACAGCAUUUCACACAAACCUCUCGUAGAAAUGAAAGAGAACAAUUUGUGGUCUGA